GCGUGCGGUGUGUUACUGCUGCUGCUGCUGCUGCUGCUUCCUGUCGUGAGUCGGCUUUGCUGCGGUUUGCCCGCUUGCUUGCGUUUGUGUGAAAGCAGCACAAGUUCCCCGCCCUCGCCUUUCCUACACGAGUGCGUGUAGCAGAGUAGAGCCCUGAUUCGAGUGACAGCGCACCGCUGGACAGCUGCUCCAACAUGUCCUCCAGCCACCUCCCCCUCCGCAUCCUCGGUCUGCUACUGCUUGUUGGCACGGGGUUCGGCGAAAACGACACCGGUUCUUCCACAACGGUGCAAAGCAGUACCUCCAGAACAGUAGGCCUACAGACCAGCGUCUCCACAAUGGAAAUACACAGCAGUGCGAACAAUGUGUCCGGAUCCAGCAGCUCCACCCCCACCGAGGCCCUGGUCGAGACCACGGGCGCAGCGCACGAUAGCCUCAAAACAACGACGAUGUCGGUAGGGAGCCCUACGCCGGAGACCAGCACAGGAAAACGAACCACGAAGCUGUCGACCAGCGCAUCCUGGAGCAGCACGAGUCCGACGCCUCGCAUCAGCGAGACGACAGCAACAAGUGCAGCAGCACAUCGCUCUCAGCUUGACUACUCAGGAUACAUCAUUUUAUUCCUCCUGCUCAUCAGCAUCAUCCUUGUUGUCAUGUUCAUUUACUUUUUACGGAAAAAAACAAGGCAUUAUUCCUUUGACCUGUACCAGAAAGGUGCAGAAGACAUUGACAUUCCUCUAAGCUCUGUGGGGCAAAGAGGUGUAUUUGCAUCAACCCAAAAUGAUGAGAAGCCUGCGGAAGGCCUCACGUACGUGUCCGGUGUCCCCGAGGAGCCGAAGGCACCAUCGAGGGAGACCUUGUCGCAGACUGGAAGCGAGAAACUGGACAGCAACAACGAUGACCCUGAUAAAGUGGCCAGCGAGGACAGCUUUGGCUCCCAGGUGCCGCUGACCCCCAACGACAAGCCGCUUGAUUUCACCUUUGACCUGAUGGACGGCGAGCCGAACCACUCCAGCAAGACGUCCUCGGAAUCCCUGGAGGAGCAGCAGAACGAGAAUAACAACAACAUGAUGGGGAGCUACAGAGUUCUCUGCAGAGUAGAUCCCAACCCUGCAGGUCCGAGUGAGACCUUCACCGAGAUCAGUCUAGACGAGCCUGUGUAGGAGAACAUCACUACUGCAGCUGUCAGUAUCAUGUAGUGGGUGAACUGAUGCUCAGUGUACUAUACAUGUGAAUGCAUAUAGCAUAUUUAUGUGUUCAUACGUCGUUGACGUUUUAGUAAGUCAGUUUAUAUUGUUGUUUUUUCCAGGAUUCUGGAAAUUUUACACUGCCUCCAAAGCUUCCACCACCUCCAGGGUUUAUCAAAGCUAUUCAAUCGCUGUUUUACUCGUGGCUUGAUUUUGUUCAUAAUUCAAUCCUAUGAAGUUUAACUUGGUUUGAAAACGACUUUGUUUUAAGCUACUUAUUUUGUCAAAAUGAAACUGCUAUAUUUAGAAGUGUAUAAAGUGGACCUCAUCAUGAAUCCGACAGACCGCAUGCGUCUUCAUGGAAACAUUUUGUUUACAAGUGUUACUUUUUAAAAUUAGUCUUAUGUUGUCA
Molecule: messenger RNA, 1599 nt
Organism: Scleropages formosus (Asian bonytongue)
Lineage: Eukaryota; Metazoa; Chordata; Actinopteri; Osteoglossiformes; Osteoglossidae
Exons: 8
Coding region: 195-1163 (322 amino acids)
Source: RefSeq, a predicted model, not a curated record